AUGUUGGACCCCAUUGGUUCACGAUCACCGGUAAUUGCAGCUGUAACCUCCACCUCAAGCCUCCCAACCUCACGCCCUCACAUUCCAACACCCCAGUACCUCAUCUGCCCCGGAUCUCAUUCGAAGCGCCCUCCUACACUUCCGCUGCAACGCGAUUGCCGUCGGUGUCUACACUCUUUCAUGGAUGACCCAGACCCCGAAACUUUUGGUCCCCUCGUGGCCAUUACGGCAGAGUCUCUCGUCCUUCUCGCUUCCAACAUUGCAAGCCGAUGCCUGCAUCUACCCAAGUCUAGUGGCAAGCUUAUUGCACGAAUUAGCGGCUCAUACAACAUCACUUAUGUUGUUGAAUUAGAGAGUGUUAAGCUCGUGAUCCGAGUUCCUGCCACGGGCUGGGGUUCCGGAAUGACACUGACUGCAGCACGCGCUAUGGAAUCACAAGUUGCCACGAUACGCCUCAUUCGGAGCAAAACUACGAUUCCAGUGCCAGAAAUAUACGCCCUGGACACUACUGACAACAACGAGAUUGGUGCGCCGUAUCUAUGCAUGAGCUUUAUAGCCGGGAAACCCGUGUCUAAGGUUUGGUUUGACGACUCAGGCAUCUUGCCACGAGAAGAGUUGCGCUUGAGGAUUCUGACAAGCAUCUCACGGAUCAUGGCUCGGUUCUCCUGUUUUACCUUUGACAAAAUGGGGUCUAUUAUGGAAGACGGAUCUGGCUCAACUGUCAUUGGGCCUUUGUACGACUGGCGCGAAGAGGAAGAUGGCGGGCUUCAGGUUGCCACUUCAGGUCCAUUUGACUCUACCUCUGCGUUUCUCCAGGAAAGUAUGAUUGCAAGCUCCAACGAAAAUGUAUGGGACAAAGCGGAGGCGAAGGUGUUUGAAGCCAUUGUAGAUUGCGGACCAACACUUGAUUCUCCGCCUGGUUUUGUUCUAUCUCUCCCCGACUUCGACUCGCAGAAUGUCAUGGUGGAUGACCAAGGUACUGUUACCGGACUUAUUGACUGGGACCUCGCCCAGACAAUGCCACGAUUUGUAGGAUAUGCCAGAUAUCCAGGAUGGAUCACGCGCGAUUGGGAUCCUCUGAUGUAUGGUUGGCCAAAGAUAGCCGAAUCGGAGGACUCUCCAGAGACACUGGGACGAUAUCGAGCAUACUACAACGCAGAGCUGGGCAAAGCUCUUGAGUGGUCGGGCGACUGGCAAUUCACGGAGAAAUCCCACAUGGCCGAGGCAAUUUGGAUUGCCGCACUACACCGCAACAAUCGCAUGGAGAUAUGUCGCAAAUUUAUUCAGGUUGCUACAGGCGAUGACACUGAAUCUCUAGACGCCCUCUACGAUAUCGGGGCGGGGUGUUAUGGAGAGGAAAAGUUGAGUAUCUUUAAAGACAACUUGAAGCGCUUAAUACGCCGUGAAGCGCUUGAUACGUCGACGUUGAUUGGCGAAUUAUGA
Molecule: messenger RNA, 1443 nt
Organism: Trichoderma gamsii
Lineage: Eukaryota; Fungi; Ascomycota; Sordariomycetes; Hypocreales; Hypocreaceae
Exons: 1
Coding region: 1-1443 (480 amino acids)
Source: RefSeq, a predicted model, not a curated record